AUGGAUAUACUUAGCAAUAGCCACUUUCAACCGUUUGUUAAAGAACACACCAUUCUAGUAGCCAAGGAAACCUGGAACAACUUUCGCCUUGCGAAACUCUCAGGAUUAACUGGUAUUGCUAUAAAAGAAACGCUUACGGCGCUAAGCAGCAGUAAUUGCACUUUUGCGGCAAUAACGUUCUUCAUUACAGAAGAAAAUCCACAACGCGGAGUAGCUUUGAAAAUAACUUCAAACUUCUCAAAGCAAUUGGAUUCAUUUCAUAUGCUGAGUUCCGCAGAUGCAGUGGUGGUCGCCUGUGAACUACUCGUUGCCAAAAAUAUGACAAUAUCAUUAACUGAAAGUGAAAAACGACAUUGCAUUCACAUUAUUUGUAUGUUGUCUCCAGAUGCCUGUAAUCGUAGCCAAAUAAGACGCUCGGGUGCCUUAAGAAAGCUCAUUGCAAUGGUUCGCGAUUCACAGUCAAAUACGGAAAAGUCUCAGAUCUUAUAUUUGUUAAAAAAAUUUCAAUAUGAUAACAUGAGCAUGGAUUCGAUGCUUAGAGAAGGUCUGGUACCAGUAAUUAUAGGCGAACUCAACAUCUUCUUGACCAUUGAUGAGGAAUAUUAUAAGAGGAAACGCGAAGAAAAACAGCAAAAUUUUAAGGAACGGAAGCUAUCGACAGAAGUUUGUGUGGAAUCCAAAAGCAAGACGAUUAAAGUGCAAGACAAGGCAUUCCUUAUUGAUUGUGAGUAUCCGAGCAGUUCACCACGUUUAUAUAAUACACCCUCAAGUUCUUGCAGCUCCCGGAGCAUGUCGCCAGUUGGCAACAAUUUGUUUAAACUAAAAGAAGAUGCUUCUGAUGAUGAAACGUAUUCACCCAUUUGCAGUGAUGAGGAGGAUGAUGAGGAUGGUCCCACUGAGAAAAAUAACGAAGGAAAUCCAGUUAAUGCUGAUACCGCCGACGACUCCAGCUUUCUUCUUCGUCAAAGUGCCAACAAUAGCACUGCCGAUAAUUCAGAGAUAAUCAGACUACUGGACAUUGCCUGCCAAGCCAAUGAGACAAUCGAAGACAAUGUGCUUGAUAAAGAAAAAGACGAUGAACAGAGUAAAGAUGUACUAUACCAAAAACUACCACAGCUGGGUAAUAUGCCUCGCAGUACCCUGGGUCACUUUGAAAAUUUACUUUUCCGCGUUACACUGCUCAUCAACAAACGAGGCGAGCUGGGCAAGUCUCAAACUAUGACUACGCUUAUCAAGGCCAUAAAUACAUUUAGCGCAAACAAAAACUUCGCAAGCCCAUUAACAAACAUCUUACAGGAGAGUCAGUUUUUCGCUCAGGUGAUUCGCAGUGGCAUAGCGCAUCAGCUCUAUCAAUGGACGAAAAGCGAAGAAGUGUAUUUAAAAUUAGACUUUUAAAAUUAAAAUACGUUUAAUAAUCCUACAUUAUGGUAAAAUAACCAACC
Rhagoletis pomonella (apple maggot) is the source of this 1442-nucleotide messenger RNA. RefSeq lists its product as uncharacterized. Gene Ontology annotation, cellular component: cytosol. The transcript has 6 exons. NCBI's taxonomy places the organism in Eukaryota, Metazoa, Arthropoda, Insecta, Diptera, Tephritidae. Gene Ontology annotation, biological process: anatomical structure morphogenesis. Bases 1 to 1395 code for a protein of 464 amino acids. The record is from RefSeq and is a predicted model, not a curated record.